Molecule: messenger RNA, 1783 nt
Organism: Ictalurus punctatus (channel catfish)
Lineage: Eukaryota; Metazoa; Chordata; Actinopteri; Siluriformes; Ictaluridae
Gene: hmx1
Product: H6 family homeobox 1
Exons: 2
Coding region: 340-1224 (294 amino acids)
Biological process (GO): regulation of transcription by RNA polymerase II; negative regulation of DNA-templated transcription
Cellular component (GO): nucleus
Molecular function (GO): DNA-binding transcription factor activity, RNA polymerase II-specific; RNA polymerase II transcription regulatory region sequence-specific DNA binding
Source: RefSeq, a predicted model, not a curated record
UUACUGUCUAUGGAAGUAUUUUUGCUUUGCUCCCUAAUUGACCCAGAUAAAGCGCUCACUGUCGGGGAUCCUCCGACCCCCAGGCGCUAUCAACCAUAGAGGAGGGAUUUUACCAACACUAAUAGCCUUUUUACUUAACGCGUCCAAUUUACCGGUAUAUGUGAUCGUCUAAAAACGGCCCGGUCUCGGAGUGGUGCCUUUCUGCCAGGACUUAAGACAUGGUGCAGCAGGGAGAUCGUGCGGUAACAGCUUCAUUAAUUUUUGCGUGAGACGCACGCGCGCACACUUUCUGUAUGAACUUGGGAUAUCGCUGGAUUUUACACAAAGAAAAAAAAGAAGAUGCCUGAUAAACUCGCAGAGAGUCACACGUCGACGCCAUCGCGAGGAUCUUCGUUUUUUAUCGAGAACUUGCUUGGCUCAGAUCGCACCGAACCUCCUGCCUGUCCUGCCAAACACAUCCGAGAUGGCGACGGACUCAGGGAGACGAUACACACGACAGUGUAUCACCAUGAAGUGUGUGAUGAAGAGUCCGACACACACCCCAAGAUGGAAAUGUGUCGAAAUGUGUCACCCUCGCCCUGGUACAGAAGGGACUCCAUGAAGCUCGGGGCUCUAGAGAGAUCUGAUAGUCCGAAAGAGGAAACCCGCAGUUCAUACGAACAGAUCGACUCCGUCUCCAGCGACAGGGACUCCCCGGUCGUGUGUGAAACUCCAGGCACGGACCGCGCGCGCAAAGUGUCUGAGACAAGCGUCGCGGAUGAACGCGACGAAGUGCGGCGGCUCUCGGACGAGCGCGCGCAUCCUGACACCACCGACUCCAGCUCAGUGAGGAAGAAGAAAACCCGGACCGUAUUCAGCAGAAGCCAGGUGUUCCAGCUGGAGUCCACAUUCGACGUGAAGCGGUACCUGAGCAGCUCGGAGCGCGCAGGCCUCGCUGCGUCCCUGCACCUCACCGAGACGCAGGUGAAAAUCUGGUUUCAGAACCGGCGCAAUAAGUGGAAGAGACAGCUGGCUGCUGAACUGGAAGCUACCAACGUUUCGCACUCAUCUCAGCGCAUCGUGCGCGUCCCCAUUCUGUAUCAUGAGAGCGCCACGCUGGGUCUCAAUGUGCCGCAAGUGUCGCCUCCUAUAGUGGGCUUCCCGAGCUCCGUGAGCCGCUACCCCCUCGCAAAUUUCACUCACUCCAUGAGUCUCCUGAGGUCACAGCUAACAGGACUUGUCUAAUUUCAUAGACUGAAGAAUGGACAAUCGUACACAAUCGGGUUUAUCUUAUUACUGAAGUGCAAUAACACACACGGCUACAGAAAACUACAAGCAUCCAAAGAUCUCACAUGUUAUAAUUAAACAGCAAUUCCCCCAGCCUAAUUAGUAAUUAAUACCUAGUGUUGAAUUGUCUCUUAGAAUUAUACAAGUGCAACUGGCCAAAUAAAUACACUCUUCUGUUAUCCCUCUGGGGAACCAUUAAAAGUUCUGUGCAGAACCUACAGCAGUGUUUCCUUUUUGGAAGAACGAAUUGUUCAAUGAGCAUUUUUUUCUAAGAGUGCACAAUUUAUUAAACAAUGGGAAUUUUACUGUGUAUAUAACAGAAAUAUUUUAUUUUCAGUGUUAUUUCUAAUGUCUAAAAUAGUCUAUGCAUGGGGAUUCAGGCCCUCCUAUUGGCCUAGAUGUAUUUAUUUGAGACUUUCUUUGUAAAAAAAAAUAUAUAUAUAGAUAUAUAUAUUUUUUUUUUAUUAUUAUUAUUAUUCGGAUACACUUAUUUCUAUGCUUAUGUCACUUUUUGUUU